AUGUCUGCCCUCCAGAUACAUGCAGAUGACCCAAGGGAUCCAAUUCAAGAAGCCCGUCGUCGUCGCGACAUCUCUCUUGCAGUGGAACCGCCGCUGCCUGAUCUACCAAAGGACCUUCCACUCAAUGUGACAAGCCUGCCGCGUGGGAUUUUGACGGCGCGCGAGUGCGAGAUCACAGAGAAGACUCCCGAGGGCCUGGUUGAGCUUCUGGCAAAUGGACACUUCUCAGCUGUUGAGGUCAUAGAGGCCUUUCUGAGAAGGGCCGCUCUUGCACAACGUCUGGUGAACUGCGUCACAGAGCUGCUCCCACAAGCCGCCCUGAAGCGAGCAAAAUGGCUUGAUAACUACUACAAGGAGCAUGGGCGGACAAUUGGUCCUUUACAUGGUCUUCCCAUCAGUGUCAAAGAGCACAUAUCAUUGAAAGGGUGGGAAGUUAAUUUCUCGUUUGUCGCGCGUAUUGGCACGAUCGUGGAUACAGAUGGCCUGGCACUUAAAGCCAUGUGUGACGCUGGCGCGAUUCCAUUCGCGAGAACAACCCAACCCCAAACAUUGAUGCACCUUGAAACAUCGUCCACGAUUUACGGAGUGACUACCAACCCUUACAACACUAUGCUCACACCGGGGGGAAGCUCUGGUGGGGAGAGCGCCUUAAUUGCUCUGCGCGGUAGUCCAUUAGGGUUCGGAUCAGACACAGGCGGCAGUAUCAGGGUCCCAGCUGGUCACACUGGAAUCUAUGGGCUGAAGCCGACCUCAACGCGGUUGAGCCAUCUUGGCUUAACCGGCAUCGCGGGUGGGAGGGAGCAGAUUCCUUCCGUCAUUGGCCCAAUGUCGACCAGCAUAGGUGGUCUGGAGAUGCUGAUGAAAACAGUAAUUAACAGCAAGAUGUGGGAAGUUGAUCCGUCGCUCCCGCCAAUAGAGUGGCGUGAUGGUGUUGACUGGCUGCUGCGGGGAAGCGCCGGCUCGAGGAAACUCAAAGUCGGUAUCAUGUGGGACGACGGUCUUGUUACCCCUCACCCUCCUGUUCGUCGUGCAAUGCGCGAAACGGUUGAGAAGCUCCGGAAGGAUCCAGAUAUAGAAAUCGUCGAUUGGGCCGAGUUCUCCAUGAAAGAUGCCUACGAAAUUUGGUCAACUCUAAUCUUUGCCGAUAAUGGUGAGGUAAUGCUGAAUCUGCUCGAUGAUGGCAAGGAGGAGUUGAGACCGCUUACUGAAUGGAUAUUCAAACAUAACCCACACAAAGCGAAACGAUCGCUACAGGAAGUUUGGGACUGGACGGCCAAGCGGGACGAGUUCCGGGGAAAGUUUGCACACGCCUGGCACAAGACCGGUGCGGUGGACUCACAUCCAAUCGAUGUUCUCCUAACUCCUCUCUACAUUGGCCCACCGGCGAAACUGGAUGAAUCCAAAUACUGGAAUUACAGCCUUCUAUUCAAUCUUCUGGAUUAUCCUGGUGUUUCAUUCCCGGUCACGACUGUUGAUCCCACCCUUGAUCCUAUCGAUGUCGAUUUCCUUCACAAAGGAGAUAUAGACCUUGAAACCCACAAACUCUAUAAACCAGAUUGGUACAAAGACGCCCCGAUUUCUCUCCAACUUGUUGCUCGCCGUUUCGAAGAUGAAAAAGUAAGUAAUGACUUUCACAUUUCACCAAUUUGA
This is a messenger RNA of Clonostachys byssicola, 1650 nucleotides long. The record is from the annotation of a GenBank genome assembly. Lineage: Eukaryota; Fungi; Ascomycota; Sordariomycetes; Hypocreales; Bionectriaceae.